Erythranthe guttata (spotted monkey flower) is the source of this 2378-nucleotide messenger RNA. RefSeq lists its product as uncharacterized. NCBI's taxonomy places the organism in Eukaryota, Viridiplantae, Streptophyta, Magnoliopsida, Lamiales, Phrymaceae. The record is from RefSeq and is a predicted model, not a curated record. Gene Ontology annotation, molecular function: double-stranded DNA binding. Gene Ontology annotation, biological process: regulation of DNA-templated transcription.
UAUCCGGGCUGUUAAUAUUUCCUACCUCUACACGCAUUUGGGGUUGUGUAAUGUGUAUGUUUUCAGAAAACCGUAGAGGGUUUUCAGAGGAAUUACCUUGAGUACAAGGAGCUUUUCCAUGGUUCCCAUUGACUGCUUUCACCAGCUCCCCCACCAGCUUACUCAGAUCUUCAAUCCUCUAGUUAGUUUCCACUCUUUCUUUAGCCAUUUCAGCUUGAAAAUUGGCUUGUAUCUCACUCAUCUCUCCUUGAAUCUUCUUGUUGAAAGCCAAUUGUUCAUCUAGAUAGACUUCUGCAUCAGAUAUGGUGUUAUCACUCGACCCUGUUCUCACGUGACUUCUAGUCAUUAUUUAGGGUGAUGAUAGCCAGAAACGGUGGCUCUAGAUACCAAAUGUUACGAACUCUUCCUUUUCUUCAGUCUUCUAGCUCAGUUGAUGAUAAAACUGCAAGAAUGGUGUUUCUCGGUUAACAAUGGCGGGGGCUGUGAUAUUCUAGGGUUGGUGUGGUAGAAUGAAAUGUAAACUACUCUAAGAUAACCUAAGAAUUACCAGUGAUUUCAUAAGAAAGCUGUCAGCUCCCCUUUUGUCUUCUUAUACUGCCACCAUGUGUAGCAAGAGUUGAGGGUUGUGUGUGGUGCUUCCCAUGCAGAUCAGGUGUGCCCACGCCUCUGAUCUCUCUAAAACGACACCGUUUUGCCCCCUCCCGUAAUAAAUAAAUAAAAUGCUGAAAUAACAAAAGCGCGCCCACACUUAUAUAAGUUGGACGACACCGUUUUAUUCAUGGAUUUAAUAAUCCGUUUAUUCGGUUAUCACAAAAAAGAGCUUAUAAGCUGCUCUAAGUCAUCUUAUAAACUUUCUUUAGCCACAGAGGAUCGAAAGCCAGUGAAACCUAAAAAAACGAAACCCCAGCCGACCGAAGUUGAAGACCCCCUGAAACAGCGGCGCCGGCUGCCAUUUGAUUCGGAGAAAGAAGAAUCGUCGACUGAUGUGAUUUUUCUUGAAGAUGAUUAACCUCGUACGCAAAAACCUCGCCUCCUCUUACAUUGUGAAAUCCCAUGUUUCUUUCUCAACACCUCUCCAUUUUUCCUCCUCUUCUUCUUCUUCUUCGAGUGAAAGACAACAACUCCUUAAAACGAACCCUAAGGUGUUCGAUUUAUUGCUCCACAGACACCAUUUCACACCCGAAUUGGCUUCACGGGUUGCCUCCGCUUUAGCCCAUCUCAAAACCCCAGAAAAAGCUGAUUCAAUACUCUCAUUCUUCAAAGACAUUGGUUUUACGAAUACCCAGUUGGAGAAGAUCGUUAAAUACAAGCCUCGAUUCCUCUCCGCUAGUCUCGAGGCUAGCAUUAAACCCAAAAUUAGGGUUUUUCAGGAUUUGGGCUUUUCUUCCGACGACAUUUCAAUCAUAAUCUCGAGCAAUCCGGCAAUUCUGCAUUUGAGUGUGAACAAUAACAUCAUCCCCACAUUGUCUUUGCUCAAGGGUUUGUUGGGAUCCGAUUACGAUUUAGCCCGACUCUUGAGAUUAUCCUCUUGGUUUGUGACGACCAAUUUGGAGCAGACGAUGGUGCCGAAUUUCGAUUUCUUGAAGAGCUUCGAUAUACCGACGGAGCGUCUACUGCUCAUCCUCCAUUGCUAUCCGAGGUUUUUUCUGUUGAAGCCGGACAUAUUAAAGAGAUCGGUGGAAAAGGUGGAAGAAAUGGGGAUCGAUAGACGCUCCAAAGUAUUCAUAUACGCUGUUCGAUCAAUUGCCUCACUGAGCAACGAGGCAUGGGAACUUAAGCUGCAGGGCUUUCGGGAUUUGGGGUUUUCGGAAAACGAGAUAUUGGCGAUGUUUGUGAAGGCGCCGUCUGCUUUCUCUGUGUCGAUGGUCAAGAUCAAGAAAGUCAAAGAGGUUCUACUUGGUACUGGGAAGUUCAGUAAGUCGUCAAUUGUGAAUAAUCCGAUGUCGUUUGCGUGCAGCAUCGAGAAGAGAUUAGAGCCGAGGAUUCGGAUUUUAGAGAUUAUGGAGCGUAGAAAACUGAUUACGAAGUGGCCGGGUCUUGGGGAAGUUUGCACCUUAACGGAUGAUAAGUUCUUUCACAAAUUUAUUAGCCCGUAUAUGGACGAAGUUAGUGAUGUGUGUACAUUCCGAUGAGUUCAGUCAAGAGCAGAACGGUGAUGAAACACUUAAUCGUAGGGAGGGGAAUCAAGAAUCGAAGGAGAAGUGGGGAAGCAAAUGAUCGGAAGUUUCGACCAUGUCCUCACAUUUAACAUGUGCCAGGUAGUACAAUGGCAACUGGGAUUCGAUUGUUAUAACGCAGUUUCAGAAUUUUGCAUUACAUAUAAUUAGUGCAAGUAAACAUUCACGGAGGAAGAAAAGAAACACGAAUAUAUGUUGUUA